AUGGAACUUCCGAGUUUCUCCCUGAAGUUCGACCAUGAGAAGCUGCUACCCCUUGCCAUCAUUACCACAGGCCUUGUACCGAAGUUGGUCACAUCUCUUGCGGCCAUAGCCAUCUACCGUAUUUGGUUCCAUCCUCUCUCCAUCUUCCCUGGUCCAAAAUGGCUCGCCAUCUCCAACGUUCCUGAGCGUUACAUGAGCAACAUCUCAGGUACAUGGAUUUGGAGAGUCUCUGGUCUGCAUCGCGAGUAUGGUCCCAUUGUUCGCAUUGGCCCAAACCGUCUUGCCGUCGAUGGAAGCAUUGGAUGGUUCCAGGUCUAUGCCAUGAGAGGCAAGGACGAUGAAUUCCCCAAGUAUCCUGAGUACAUUUUCCCCGGUGAUGGCUUGAGUAUCCUCGGUGCCAACCAGAUGAACCAUAGACGUCACAGGCGUCAGUUUUGGUCUGCGUUCAAUGACCAAGCUCUUGUUGAGCAGGAAAUUGUCAUCCAACCCUACACGGACAUGCUUCUUCAGCGUCUCAGCGAGCGUGCCAAGAUCGGAGAGCCCAUCAACAUUGUUGACUGGAUCAACUUUCUUCUCUUCGAUAUCGCAGGCGAGCUUGUCUUUUCCUCUCCUUUUGAUUGCCUCGAUAAGCAGGAAUACCACCCAUGGGUAUCCAACUUCUUCAGGGCCGUCAAGGGUAAUGCUGUGAACCGCUUUGUCAAGCAUUACCCAAUCACCGAACCCAUUGUCAACUUCCUCUUCACCGGCAAGGAGCAGAUUCGGCGUGAAGCUGAUCAGCGAAACAUGACCUUCCAUCAUGCCAUGCAGCGUAUGAAGCUCGGAGAGCAGCCCACUCCCGGUCGCCGUGACUUUAUGAGCUUCUUGAUGCGACGCAACCGUGAUGGUGGUGGUCUCACAGACACCGAGAUCCUUGUUGACUGCCCUGUUCUGAUUGGAGCUUCGAGUGAGACCACCACCACUGCUCUGUCUGGCUUCUUCUUUUACCUUGGUAUCUCCCCAGUGGCAUACAAGAGACUGGUGGAAGAGGUGCGAUCCUCGUUCAAGAGUGAGAGUGAAAUCAACAUGAAGACCACCAAACAGCUUGAGUACCUCAACGCCACUGUUGACGAAGCACUGAGAGUGUAUCCCCCCGCUGCUGAGUCGCCGCCCAGAAUUAGCCCUGGCGCCGAGAUUGAGGGCAAAUACCUGCCCAAAGGAGUCGUUGUUUCUGUCUACCAAUGGGGAACAUUCCACAACCCUGAUAACUUUGCCGACCCAGAUGACUUUAUUCCGGAGCGAUGGCUUCAGCCUUCUCACCCUCUGCACAACCCCAAGUAUGACAACGACAAUCGCUCUGUGUACCGUCCAUUCGGGUUCGGUAUGAGAGAUUGUCUUGGUAAGAAUUUGGCUCAUGCAGAAAUCCGCGUCGUUGUGAGUCGUAUCUUGUAUAGAUUCGACUAUGAGUUGGCUCCAAACCAGGAGAACUGGCAUGCCAAUCAGAAAUGUUUCAUGGCUUGGGACAAGACGCCUCUCAGUCUCACUUUGAAGCCAAGAGACUUUGCGCCAUAA
Fusarium venenatum is the source of this 1548-nucleotide messenger RNA. The record is from RefSeq and is a predicted model, not a curated record. Lineage: Eukaryota; Fungi; Ascomycota; Sordariomycetes; Hypocreales; Nectriaceae.